Musa acuminata AAA Group (dessert banana) is the source of this 1403-nucleotide messenger RNA. RefSeq lists its product as uncharacterized. The record is from RefSeq and is a predicted model, not a curated record. Bases 91 to 1182 code for a protein of 363 amino acids. NCBI's taxonomy places the organism in Eukaryota, Viridiplantae, Streptophyta, Magnoliopsida, Zingiberales, Musaceae. The transcript is spliced from 9 exons.
CAUCGCCAAAGCUCGAGACUUGCGAAAUAGAGGAGGGAGAGGAGCCGCUCCGUGUUCUCCUGUCCCAAAAGCUCAGUCUUUGCGCCGGUGAUGGGGGAUCCCUCGCUUCCUCCUCCGCCCAAUGCGCGCUUCUUGUUCGGGUCAUCGGCCUUGGACGACUCGUACCGGCCGCUCCCUUCGCUCUACCUCGCGUUCCUGGCGAUCUGGGCCAUCUCCGCCUUCGCCUGGACCAUUAACACCUGGAGGAACCGUUUUCCCCAGACGAGCAAUCUGCAGUGGAUGUUGGCUUCAAUUCCGCUUACUAAGACUUUGCAACUGGCGCUUUCAUCUUCAUUCUGGUAUUCUUGCAUAAAUCUUCAGAUAUGCUCACUGUGGAUGUCCUUUGGGGUGUAUGUAACUGGAAUACUCUUUCAAACUGCCUCAUUUGUGUCAUUUAUGCUCAUAUCUCAUGGUUACUGCAUCAUCUAUGAGCGUCUUUCAGUACGUGAACGACGUAUGACAGCUGCAUUGAGCUGCAUACUCUACCUGACCCUUGUUGGUUAUAGAGCUGCUGUGCCUUAUUUCACGGUAUUCCUUCUGCUGAACUACUCGUUGUCAUUCUACAUAAUCUUCCGCCAUACCUCUCAAAAUCUGUCAGUUCUGCACGAACAGUUGAGCUUUAUAGAGAAUGAAGAUACUCAUGCAAUGCACAAUGCAUUGCGUACAAAGUACACAAUGUUGAAGAAAUUUCAAGGUGCAAUGCAAUUUGUAGCUGUGGUAGAAGCUAUGAUCUAUUUGAAUGUUGAUGAGACACUGGAUAAUUAUUGGUUUCGUUUGUUGGUACGGGAAUGGGCACAAUUUUGCAUCUUCCUGUACAUUGGGUGGACUUUUAGAACACAGGAAGUUUCACUACAUUUCUCUGUGAUGCCUGCCUUGAAGUCCAAAAUGGAGAUGAUAGUGCCUCCUGUAUAUAGCAUAGAAAUGGAUGGUGCUGACUUUAAUGAUUUGGUUUCUCAAGAAUGCCAUGUUGGUGUGCAAACUUCUUUUCCUAGUUCGACCAAUGAACAUUUCUUCAAGCCAGUACUGAUUAUAGUUCAAAACCCACGAUCAGCAAGCAGGCAUUCCACAGAAGCACUUACAAGAUCAACCUCCAAAAGUGCUAGAUCAACAAGCAAGUGUGGGCUUGUCGAGGAUCGAGUUUAAACCGAAGCAAAAGUAGAUCUGUACCGACAGUCAUGACAAAGUGGUACAUUGCAGUUUAUGCUGCCGAUAAGAGCUGUAUAUCAUUAUGAUCCUUUGACAUUUGUAUACGUAAAGAGCAUUUUGACCCAAAAUUAGGGUCAUCUUACAUGUAAUAUGUAAUUUGCAAAAAGUACAUUUUUGAAUGUCAAAAAGAAAAAUACAUCUCUCCACCGUUCUCAUUA